Messenger RNA from Aedes albopictus (Asian tiger mosquito), 2955 nucleotides. RefSeq lists its product as uncharacterized. The record is from RefSeq and is a predicted model, not a curated record. Lineage: Eukaryota; Metazoa; Arthropoda; Insecta; Diptera; Culicidae. The coding region runs from base 700 to 2718 and encodes 672 amino acids. The transcript is spliced from 7 exons.
UUAUCUUAUUAAAAUGAGCGAAAAUGUGUCCGCCGAUCCUCCGUGGGGGAAGUUUCAGCUGCUACUCGGUAGGUACAACUUAAAGACGAUGUGAUAUAGUUAAUUACACAUCAAAAUAAUUUCAGAUGCCGCUGAUCGACUGGAUGGCGGCUUUGUUGGCAAUGCAAGCCAAGCAGAAUCAUUCAACACAGCUCAAAACUCGUCUAGAAGCUCAGCCAGAAGAUCACUCAACUUCGGCACAGAAGUGGCAGUCAGACGAUCUGCAACCAGGGUUCGCGGUGGUCACUACAGUGUGGUGCGUAGUAAAUUGAAUCGCGGUCGCAGCGUGCCCUUACGAGCAGGAAGUUUUACUCGUUUCGAACAAACGUCGAAUUGGGUUUCCCAGCAUUGCCUACAGCCAAACGGGCAAAAUGUUACCAGCAGUGGUAAGUUUUAUCCAAAAAAAAUCACGCCUAUUAUAAAAAUUUUAUGAAAAAAGAUAUUCAUGGAUCUUAUGGAUUCUUAAUAUAUUACGUAAUUAUUUUUUGGCAAACCCCCUUACUUCUUGUGAUACUAUUUAAAAAUGAAAUUCCAAAUAAUAUUGUUGCACGGCGAGUAAGAUUAAAAAGCCCCGCCUUUCCACUAAACCCUUACAAAUGAUUAAUAAACGGUCCACGAAAAUCUCGACGUAUCCCUUCACGUAAUAUUUAUUAAAAACUAAUGUUACUAUUUACCUUGACUUCAGCACGACGGACGCUCGAUUUCGGAUACGGUCCACGAAAAAAAAAAGGUUCAAAACACGCUAGCGAUUGUACUUUUGAAUCGUCACAUCAUGGGGCAUCUCUUGUUAACGGCAUGGAAACAAUUCAGCGUUGCGAUGAUAAAUCCUCCACUUUUGAGUAUGACUCCCGAUCAACUCAAUGCCCCGUCAUUAUGGAUCAUCCAUAUGCUCAGGAAAUACUACUUCCAAUCAGUGUUAGGGAUGUGGGGACAAGCCCAAUAAACUUCUUCCAGCAUUCCGGAAAACUAAGUGGGAUCGAAACGCUAAGGAGUUCCGUGGACAGCAAAGCUCGUUCUAGUCGUUCCUUGCUUGAUUCAGGAAAACUAAGCGGAAUUCACACGCUGGGAAGUUCAUUCAGUAACGAAGGUAAUGCAAGGAUUACAUCACGGGACAGCAAUGUUCGAAGCGAUAUUGGAAAAGGGUUACAUAAGCAGCUUACAAAACGUGGGGAGCUGAAUUACAUAGAUGCUCCGACAGAGCUUGCAUAUAGCUUCUCUUCUCCGAGGACCAUACCCCAUUGCUUUCAUACCCCAGAGCUAGCAACACAUAAUGUGAAAAAUCCAGACCUCGUCACAGAACGGCUUGAUGCAAGUUCUAUGAUUUAUCGUCAUGAAGAGUUUGUAUCCCCAACAUUUUCCAAAGUAAUUACAUCAACUCCACGAGAACCUCCAUGCGAGCGAAAUGAGAAUAAGGACGUUUUGAGUCAUACGAUCAAUCUUGAUGCACCAAACCAAGUAGACGAGCCCGGUGAAACGGAUGUCAGCACAGUACGCAUUGGCAGUAUCGAAGUAAAACAAACAAUCGACCGAUCUUUCUCGAAGUCACCCCGGCUCUUGGAUAAUGCAGAAGACGACGUUUCAUCAGAUGAUGACAGCGCAGGAGGUCUUGAAUUUUUGAAUGAUUUGACUAUUUUUGAAUAUUUCGACAAAUUUGAUGAAAUCAGCAACGAUGGCUCUUUUUUGGUGGAAGAAGAUCCACUAUCGUCAAGUGAGACAAACGUGCCAGUUGCGGAACCAUGCGUGGAAGGACACUGUAUCGAAGUAUUGGAUAAGGAAGCUCUACAAAUCAGAAAAAAGAAGGUGAACGCAAGGCGGGUGAACAAAAAACGAAAAGAACGUGGUCUUUCGUAUGUCCGUAAAGAUGGAACAAAGGUACCCGCACGUGAAAUCAAGCCAACUUGCGAUUGUAAAUUGAAGUGCUCUAAAAAAUAUCCAGAAAACAUUCGACAAAAAUUUCUUGACAACCUCUUACGAUUGAAAAUGGACAGUCAAAAUCAGUUCCUAGCCAACCACAUAACGGUAAAGAGAACAGCUCGACCACAAGUGGUAAACUCUAGGCGAUCAUACACCCGAGUUUACAAGCUGCCGGGCGUUAAAGGUACCGUUAAAGUAUGCAAGACAAUGUUUCAGGCGACAUUUGACAUAGGAUGCCGAAAAAUGCGCACUCUAGCAGCAAGAGUAGUGGCAGGCUCGGGAGUUCCCACUGAUGAUGGGCGGCAACGAAACAGUAGUCGGCAACCGGUUAGCCAGGAACAUUUGAGCAACAUCAAACAACAUAUUUUAUCCUUCCCGGCAUACUCAAGUCACUAUACAAGGGAGAAAUCUAGCAGAUUGUAUCUUUCCAGUGAUUUGUCAAUUCGUCGAAUGUAUGAGUUGUACCAAAACAAAUGCGCUGUGGAUAAUUUGGUCCCUGUCCACUGUAGGAAUUUCUUUCACUUAUUAUCAUAUUUUACAAGUAUUUUUUUUUUUUCAAUUCAAUUCAACUUUUUUUUUCAAUUUAUUUCACCAUUUUUUCAAACUUCUACUUUUCACAAUAAAACAAAACCACCAUCACUCAACGCAUCUGUCUCUAAACUGCUCCGACAACCUUCGACUCACCGUUCACCUUUUCCGUCUCUCCUUUUUCUCUCUAUUUCGUUUUUCUCUCGCACACGCGAACCCUUCGUGCUGUUCGGUUGAAGCUGCUGCAAGCCUACGCUCGGAGACUCUUGCGCGCUGUUGCCAAUUUUCAUCAUCCGUGUUCUGUUUCCUUCUCCCGAGUGACUUGUGUUGUAUACCACACUGAUACGAAUUGUUCGACAACAUUUCGUAUGAUAUAUUGUAUAUAGCGCAGGACCGACAUUUGAAUACGCACAGUUACAUUACAAUAUUUAUUUCAAGCAUUAGCAUUUUUAUUUAAUAUUAUUCAUUACUACA